CGGAACGUGAAAACGUAUGUCGUUUCUGAAGAAUAUGUAAAAUUCUGUUCGCCCAGCCAUCUUGUGAAACUGUUAAAAAGUAUGCUUUUUUGAGGUGUGUGUUAGUUUUUAGGCAAAAUAUAGUGAAAAAGACUAUUUUAUGGCUAAUGUAAAGUACUGGAGACGACCGUUUUGUUAACAUCCAUCUUGGCAAAGUCGACUAGAGAUGUCGACAGCCAUGCGCUCCACUCUUCAGACUGUUCCUGAAAGUUUAGAGGUUACUAAAACUAAUACAGUGACUCAAGACGUUCCCGCUACAUCAUCCACCAAAACUCCAGCCAAAACUUCAGGAGAAACAGUUGCCACUAAAAGUUCUAGGUCAUAUAAUUAUCAUGCUCCAAGUUCGACCAAUAAGAAUUGAAUAAUGAGCCAGAAUCAACCUAGCGAUAGUCCCUGGAAACAGAAUCCGCACGACUUAGGUAUCAGGAUGCUGAAGGACAGACGCGAUAAGAUCACCAACGCUGGAAAUUAUAGUGAACGGUACAAGGACGCGUUUACUCACGAAGUGAAACACGACAAGUUUCCACUUAGUGCCAAGGUUCGAGAUACGUUGGAACAAUUUCACCACAGCGACAGGCUCAGCAACAGGUCGGACAGUGAUUCGGGUAGUUCUAAAAACAGUUCGAAGUUUGUUGACGGAAACAUGGAAUCCGUUAGCAAAGAUUUGAAGGAAAUCAAUCACAAUUUCGUGGAUGAACCGAAAGCGCUUGCUCAUGACAAGAAAACAGAGGACCAAAAACAGAGCGAAUUUAAAAACUCUCCAACAUCUAGAAACUGGAGACAUUUUAUAAGUACCAACGAUGGACCUGAAGGAUCUUCAUCAACUUUGAAACAACUCACGUGCGAAAAGAUGGGUGCGCCCAAAACUAUGCUCAGCAAUGCAACUAACGACCUCAACAAACACGAGAACACUCUAACCGGUUACAUUACGGUGUCGAAUCGACAAAAUAAAAUUCCCUUACCGCCUUUUACAAUUAGUCCUACAACUACACCCAAACAGCAAUCAAAAUGGUCGAAAAAAAAUAAAGAUGUAAACAUAUACCACGUUACUCCUACGGCUGAGUCUUCUGCAAUGAUACCGCCCGGUUUUCAUCCUCAUAAAAUUCAAUUAAACCAAAUAUUAGAUCCAGUUAAACCGAAGAAAUCGAUCGAUUCAGUGGCUUCACAUCCAAAACCCAGUCUUACCAAUUCCAAUGUGCCGGUAGAUAAUACUAUGGGCCAUCUGACGCAUGUGGAAAAUCUGAUUUCGAAAUUGGGAGAGACUCAAAACAGAGAAGACAAUUUUCGUAAAUUUGACGAGUUUCUUCUUCGCUCCCAGAAAAAUGCUGCUAAGCCAGGUAAGGAGUUCAAGAAACCCUCUCCGCCCGAAAGGGAUCAGUCACAAGAUUUUUUGAAAGCGGACGAGAAUUUGUUGAAUCCGAUAAAACCUUCGAAGGAGAUCGAGGAUCUACAAGCUCGCGGUUACAGCGACAUCGAGACUGAUGAUGAACAGCAUUUCCAGCGGCAGAAAGAGCGGAAGAGUAUGGACCAUCAAAGCAUUAAAACAGCGAAAAAGGAGGAAAAGAAGACGUACUUGAAUCGGACCGCUAGCGAUGUGCAAGACAAAACGACGACGGUACUAAAGAGAAGAACGCCGAGGCCGACCAAGGACAAGUUAAAGAGCAAUGACAAUACGGAGUCGAGUGGCCGUAGCAGUUCGACCACGUCGGCAAACCGCAACCGACCCAGGCUGGGCGACGAGCCUACCAUCGGAAAAUACAAAUUGCUCAAGACCAUCGGCAAGGGCAACUUCGCCAAGGUGAAACUGGCCAAGCAUGUGCCCACGGGCAAGGAAGUGGCCAUCAAGAUCAUAGACAAGACCCAGCUUACGCCUGGCUCCUUACAGAAGUUAUUCAGAGAAGUGAGGAUAAUGAAAAUGCUUGAUCAUCCAAACAUAGUGAAACUGUUUCAAGUUAUUGAAACUGAAAAAACAUUGUACCUGGUUAUGGAAUACGCUUCGGGAGGAGAGGUAUUUGACUACCUCGUAUUGCACGGCCGAAUGAAGGAAAAAGAGGCUCGAGCUAAAUUCAGGCAAAUCGUUUCUGCUGUGCAGUAUUGUCACCAAAAGAGAAUUAUACACAGAGAUUUAAAGGCUGAAAAUUUGCUGUUAGACAGUGAAAUGAAUAUUAAAAUAGCCGAUUUCGGUUUUUCCAACGAAUUUACUCCAGGAAGCAAGUUAGACACGUUUUGCGGCAGUCCACCUUACGCUGCACCAGAAUUAUUCCAGGGUAAAAAGUACGAUGGUCCAGAAGUAGACGUUUGGUCGUUAGGCGUCAUCCUUUACACUUUGGUAUCGGGCAGCUUACCAUUCGACGGCUCGACGUUGCGGGAGUUAAGGGAGCGCGUUUUAAGGGGCAAAUACCGCAUCCCCUUUUACAUGAGCACGGACUGCGAAAAUCUGCUCAAAAAGUUUUUGGUGCUGAACCCGGCGAAACGAGCCAGCCUCGAGACCAUCAUGAAGGACAAGUGGAUGAACCAGGGGUACGUGGGGUAUGAAAACGACGAGUUGAAACCUUAUGUUGAACCUGAAGCGGACAUGAAUGAUCCAAAGAGAAUUGAAGCUCUAGUUUGUUUAGGCUUUAAUAGAUAUGAUGUAGAAAAUUCCUUAGAUUCUCAAAAAUAUGAUGAUGCCUAUGCAACAUAUCUACUUUUAGGAAGAAAAAGUACAGACCCCGAAAGCGACGGUAGUCGAAGUGGUUCCAGUCUAUCAUUAAGGAACAUGACGGGGCAGCAACAACCCGGAGCUCCGCAACCCACGGCUCAAAGUCCUUCUCACAGAGGCGUACACAGGUCAAUCUCGGCCACCCAUGCGAAAACGACCAGGAGGGCAUCGAGUGGAGGUUUCCGAGGUUUGGCAUUUGGUACCCCUUUACCCUUGGCAGGUGGCACUAUAGGCGAGACGUUACGAACUGGACCCCAACCACAAGUACCUACGUCUCAAACUAAUAAUCACCAAACCGGUUUCAAACGACAAAAUACGGUAGAUAGCGCCACCAUUAAAGAGAACAGCGCUAGACUAAAUUCUAGACCGGCAAGUGCUCAACCAAAGACCAUUACAGAAAAUAGAGUACAAGCUACAGCUAGAGCUCGAACUGUAUCUAAGAAUACGACGUUAUCUUUAGGGACCACAGUUGGUAGGCGAUCGACUAUCAGUUAUGAUGGAAAAUCGGAAAGUACAGAAAAGACUAAUAUAGCUCCUGAUUUGCCUGGACCCGAAUCGUUGGGUGAUACCCUGAGACCUGUCACAGCUAAGGGCCACGUCAAGUCUGCGUCUGUGAGCAGUAGUGGUCCACCCGAACCCCAAAAUGCCAAUGCUAAUGACCCUUUACGUACUAGUCGAACAAGCGCUUCACCGGCUGCCACGCGGCAGCAAGCUUUUCCCCGGAACACUUCGUCGAGAAGCACCUUCCACUCGGGCCAAACACGCCCCCGAGCACAAUACACUCAGGGAACCCCCGGAGAUUCGCCGCAUACUAGGCCUUCGUUUUUUGCUAAAUUCAGCCUCAAGGGUUUCACUAAAAGAGCAUUAGAACCCACUCAACAAGUUAAACAUGGCAAUUCACCUUUACCUUCAGUAGGGGUGGGUGGUGGAACACAAAAUGAUGAACACGUUAAACCUAGAUCUCUUCGUUUUACAUGGUCGAUGAAAACUACAUCCAGUAGAGAUCCAGCGGAAAUUAUGGCAGAAAUUCGAAAGGUACUAGACGCAAACAACUGUGACUAUGAACAGAGAGAAAGAUUUUUAUUAUUAUGUGUGCACGGCGACCCCAACACAGAUAGUUUAGUACAAUGGGAAAUAGAGGUUUGCAAGUUGCCAAGACUUUCACUCAACGGCGUCCGAUUUAAACGAAUUUCUGGUACAAGUAUUGGUUUCAAAAAUAUUGCAAGCAAAAUAGCUAAUGAACUAAAACUGUGACUGGUCAUCAAGAAGACGGACCUUUCAAAGUGACUUCAACCUCUUACGGAAGAAAAACUUGACAUUGUGUGUUAAAAGAAUUCCUUCAUUUUUAGAUUUAGUGGAAAAUAAAAAAGAAUAAUUUUCUGUACAUGUUAUUAGAAUAUAUUAAGUGUAGAAAAAAAAACUAGUCUUCAGGCAACAUAAAUAUGAGGUUAUAAUUGGUUUAAAUUUGACCACUAAAGUUAAAUGUGAUGGAAAAAUUAUAUAGUGGAAAAAGCGUCUGUCUCCUAAUACCAGUACACAAUUUUCGAAUAAUGCUCUUGAAGAACUUAGAUUUUAAGAUUUCAAAUAAGCAAAAGAAAUGAAUUUGACUUUUUAAUUGAAGCUUGUGAUAUGUGGAAUUGAAAGAAUUGGUAGAAGCGUUUUUCUGUUCCAAAUGAAAAGAUCUCCAUUCUUCAAUUUCUUUCUUUUUAGUAAUAGAAAAAAUAAUAAUUAAAGGUCUAUAUUAAAAUUAACAUCUAAAUAUGUUAUAGCCGUGGGUGUUUGUUACAUGGUAAAUAUUUAUUGUAAUAAAAUUCAUGCACCCUAUUUAUUAAGGAAUAAAAUAAACUGUUUAAUCCAAAAUACAAGUCAAUUUUUUGCAGGAGAAUCAGAUGCUUAGUAUCUUUUGUUACAUUACAUGCCAUGACAGUUUUCCCAAAUUUAUUUUAUUUUAAUUAUAGUUUUCAAUUUGCGAUCGAUUUUAAUAUUUCAAGCAUGUCAGUCUUUUAACAAAAGGUAUACAUCUGUGAUCUAUAACAAACAAAUUAUAUGAGUACGUCUUUUAGAAAAUAAAAAGAUUGGUCCUACUCUUUCAAAUCAAGGUAAUCAUGUUUAAUUAUAUUAAUUCGGCUGGUUGAAUCAUAAUAAACAUCUACCUAGUCGUGUAUGUAUAAUUUUCCAUGUGAUAUAAAUAUGUAUAUUGCACAAAAUGAAGACAGAGACUUUGACUGUGCAACCAAUUUACUAGUUUUUCAAAUUCGUGUAAAUAUUGUGUGAUAGUGCGUGUAAGAUUUGAGUGUUUAGGUAUAAUAUUAUACAUAUAGUUUUAAUGAGAUUUUGUUAGUACAUCUGCAUUUUUAUCAUACAAAUAUCAUUUAAUUUAUUAAUAGAGUCUUAUUUGGUCUCAUUUUGACCGUGUCAGGUAUCAAAAAAGGGGUAUUAUGCGAUCAGAGUUUGUCAGUCAAUAACAGUUGCAGGAAUAUUUUUAGAUCUUCUUUCACAAUAAUGCAUUUGGAAAAUACAGGGUGGCAACGUUCGAAAUAUGGUUUAUAUAAGGAUUCCAGUUUGAGAUAUUUACUCCGAUAUUUUUUAUAGAAGGUAACAGACAUUUUAAAAAUAUUUUCAUAGAUGUACAGAGUGAGUCACACAUUUUCAAACUAUAGUUUAUUUUUAAAUGGAAUGCUAUAUAUGUUAGGCUUAGCGGAUUUUUUUAAAUAUGACAGUUUGAAAAAAAUGCUGAUUAUUUAAAACUCUUUCAAGUUUCUAAAAUGGAAAUUUUUGAUACUGUUUAACCAAAAGUAGUAAGUAGGAGUGUAUUUUAAUACAUCUAUUUUUGAAAAGAAAAAAGAAUGUCAAAAUGUAUUUUCUAAACCUUAGGCUUUUGCUUGUUUGGAACAUGUUUUAAAUUAUAAAUAUACUAACUGUAGGUACUGUAAUGUGUAGUAGCUUAAACAGCACAACAAACUGACAAUAUCGUAGGUUGAGGACUUAAGUAUGUUCACAUUUAUCUGGUUUUACAUUGUUACCUGUUAGUUUUAAUUUAAAAAUUGAUGCAGUUUUUCUUAAAUUAGUUAAAAACGGCUUAUCCAAAUUUGGCAUGUGUGUUCAACAUACGCAGAUCUUUAAAAAAACUAUUUACGACUUCGCUGUAAAAUGUCUAGGGAAGCAACUUUGCAAAGGAUUUCGUAUUUCCAACGCCGAUGCACCGCUUGAUAUAUCAUUCCAUUUAAAAAUAUAAUAGAUUAGUUUGAAAAUAUAUUUUAAUCUUUCUGCUACUAUGCACAUGUUUUAUAAAAAAGUGUAUAAAUAUCAAAAAAUCCAAUCGCAAACCUGAUGUAGAGCUUUUUUGAAUGGUUGGAUUAAUCAUCCUGUAGAAACUCUUGAUAUUAAAUUUUUUCAGUUAUUUAUAAACUACGGCAACCAGGAAGAUAUAUGAAAUAUGUUUUUACCAAUAUUCAAUAAUUUUAUUAAUGCUAGGUAAAAUGAUGGAAACUUAUGUCUUAACCUUAAAUUCAAAUUUAAGUAUUCUUGCUACUGAUUGUAGUGUUGCAUAUAUUAUAAGCAAUUAGGUGUUUAAUAAUUUAUAAUGAAUCAUAACUUGCUAUCAAGUAAUAUUUAUUUUUAAAUCGAAAGAGUUUUAACACUUUAAAAAUGUCCCUUUCCCAUAAUAAAAUUAUAUUCCAUCUUAUUCUGAAAAUAUUUAAUAUUACAUCCCCUAACUCCAAAAAACUUCGCGAGAAGGGCUUGCAAUUCCAAUCUUGAUUUGAACAGUCUAAAUGAGUUAAAAUAAGUCCUCUGAACGUUUUUGUAGGUCUGGCUAAAGUACAUUUUUUCGUAACCUAGCUUCAAAUUCCUAGUAAUGUGGAAUUGCAAAAAAAUAAAAUAUUAAAACUAAUGUAUUAGUCUAAUUCUUAUUAAACAAGAUUUCUAUUGAUUGCACAAACAAAUAUGAAAAACUGCGCUUUAGUCAUAUAAGUGAUCCGACCAAAAAUAUUUUCAUUCGCUAAAGGUCUGUAUAUAUUCCAAAAUUGAAUACCAUUUUAGCUACUUAAAAAUCAUUACAGGUUCCGUUAUAUUAACAAGCAAGCAGUUAACUGAUGUUUCAUAUUACUAUGAUCUUAAGUAAUACUUCAUACUUCAUUAUACUUUUAGAUAAUAAAAGAAUCACUUGAAAUGUAAAUUAUGUCUCGAUGAUAAGUAAAUGAGACAUUAACUAGAAUAUUUUUUAAUUUCGGCAUUACUUCAUGAGUGUACUUACUCAAAUUUAUCUCGUCAAGCAAACUAGCCUUGCUUCUUAUACUUACUUUUUUUUUAUUUUGUAUAUAAUACAAAUCGUUAGCAAGAAGAAUAAAGUUUAUAUUUCUAAUA
Messenger RNA from Sitophilus oryzae (rice weevil), 7105 nucleotides. RefSeq names its product serine/threonine-protein kinase MARK2-like. NCBI's taxonomy places the organism in Eukaryota, Metazoa, Arthropoda, Insecta, Coleoptera, Curculionidae. Bases 404 to 3994 code for a protein of 1196 amino acids. Gene Ontology annotation, cellular component: cytoplasm. Gene Ontology annotation, biological process: microtubule cytoskeleton organization; intracellular signal transduction; protein phosphorylation. The record is from RefSeq and is a predicted model, not a curated record. Gene Ontology annotation, molecular function: tau-protein kinase activity; ATP binding; protein serine/threonine kinase activity. The transcript has 20 exons.